Messenger RNA from Coniophora puteana RWD-64-598 SS2, 914 nucleotides. Its product is annotated as glutathione S-transferase C-terminal-like protein. Gene Ontology annotation, cellular component: cytoplasm. Lineage: Eukaryota; Fungi; Basidiomycota; Agaricomycetes; Boletales; Coniophoraceae. The coding region runs from base 1 to 825 and encodes 274 amino acids. The record is from RefSeq and is a predicted model, not a curated record. The transcript has 6 exons.
AUGACCGUCGGAGCGGACAAGGACUAUCCCAGCGAGGCGACAGGGCCUGCCUUGGAAACGGUCAACAAGCACGCAGCCGACAGCGACAUCGUCCUCUUCGGGAGCUGGUUUUGUCCGUUCGUCCAAAGAGUGUGGGUGGCUGCUGAGUACCUUGGUAUAUCGUACAAGGCAAAUGAAGUCGAUCCUUAUCAGAAGCCCAAGGAGCUCGUGGAGCUCUCACAUAAAGGACUCGUUCCUGCGUUACGGCUGAACAGCUUCUCGCCACCGCGAGCUUUGAACGAGAGUACAGUGAUCAUGGACUAUCUUGAGGAUCUUGCGUCCACAACGACGAAACGAUCUCUGUUCCCUCCCAGCACGGACGCAUAUGCGCGCGCCCUUGUUCGUCUGCAGGCCGACCAUAUCUCCCGCACACUCGUCCCCGCCUUCUACCGGUACCUUCAAUCUCAAGAUCAACAAGCUCAGAUCGACCACGGAAAAGAGUUCGUCGACACACUCGAACACCUCGCCAGCCUCUUUGAGCGUGCGGAACGUGAAGUAGGCGGCACAGGGAUGUGGAAGGAAGGUGGCGAGCUUGGCUAUGCGGACGCCAUGGUUGGACCGUGGAUAUUCCGCGCGAAUAACGUGCUGACCCAUUAUCGUGGGUUUGAAAUGCCCCAAACGCCUAAAUUCUCGGCGUGGGUGCAAAGGCUACUGGAGCAUCCUGCGUUCAGAUGUACAUGCAGUACAGAUGAUAUUUAUGUUCAAGCCUACCUGAGGUACGCUUCGAACCGGCCAAAUACGAGUCAGGUAGCCAACGCGAUCAAUUCCGGGAGAGCACUGCCGUAAAAACGUAAAAGGGGGAGACAUUCUCAAACAAAAAAUUACAAUGUAUAGUACCUUUGUCUUAAAAAUUAGACGAUACUUUUCAUUACCAC